Molecule: messenger RNA, 911 nt
Organism: Mangifera indica (mango)
Lineage: Eukaryota; Viridiplantae; Streptophyta; Magnoliopsida; Sapindales; Anacardiaceae
Exons: 6
Coding region: 371-688 (105 amino acids)
Source: RefSeq, a predicted model, not a curated record
GACCAACCCCACAACGAAGUCAUGGUAGUUAAGUUUACUGUAGUGUUUGAUCAUCAAAUUCUUGCAUUAGCCGCUGAAGAUUCAAGAUCUUUUCCCUCGAGAAUCUUCUUUUCCCUUUUCGCUUAUCAAUUUCUGGAAUCUUAAAAAUGAUGUCUUUAAGCCCUUUCCAAUAUGCUUAAGCAAACUAUCUUGUUUAUUUGUUUUUCUGUCUUUUUAACUCAUUACGUCAUCAUCUUUCGUCUCAAACUGGAAGCCAAAAGGGAAAUUAUGUCCCAGAAUAUGUGACAGCAAAAAUCUUUUGCAAAUUGAGCCUUGAUUGAGGUAAUAAGAACCAUAGUUUAGAAGGUGAUUUUUGUACAUUCUGGAGACAAUGGAAACCAAUGGUAGUAAUUCUCAUUCCCAUGAAAAUCAAACUUCAGAGGCUAAUAAUGAUGCUAGCAAAGACGGUUCAAAUGAGAAAGUGGUCUUUGUAAAUCAUGCUGAGAUAGCUUGGCAUGAGGGGAGAAAGCAGUGGGUUGGUGUUCAGUCGCAAAAGUCAAAGAGAUUGCAUAGAGAACCAAUUAUGAGCUGGACUGCGACAUACGAGGACCUGCUUUGUUCUACUGAACCUUUUCAACAGCCUAUCCCACUAGCUGAGAUGGUGGAUUUCUUAGUUGACAUCUGGCAUGAAGAAGGCCUCUAUGAUUAGCUAAAGUUUCUUGAGGUGAUUGCACAGUUUUGUUUGUGCAGAUUGACGAAACGAUCUCAUAGGUUAUACAGAUCUUUAAUCCUGAAAAACUGUUCAAGAACAUUUGUGGUAGUUUACAGUGACUUUUGGAGAAUCAUGAUUUUUGGAUGAUUCCUUUUAUAUUACCAAACAAUUGUGUAGUCAUCUAAUUUUCUUAAAUGAGAUUGUUUCUGUUAUGGAUGUA